CGUGGACGACGGCGCCGAGUGCACCAGAGCGACGAAGGGUUCAAACUCGGACUUGCCGGCAGACAACAAGGAUGAACCGCGGCAGUAAGACGUACGUGGGGACGGGCGAGACAACGGAAUGGGAAGACAUCUUGAUCAAAAAGGGUAUCAUUGCGCCCAAGACAAAGGUGACUGAAGAGGAGCAGUACGAGAGCGAAGAUGAGACUGAUCCCCGCGAGAAGGCGACGUUGGAUGAACUCGACGAGAUGGAGGACGAUUACGACGAAGAUCAAGAGCUGCAACGUAUUCGGGACAAACGUAUUGCCGAGAUGAAGGCGCAAAUGGCGCGCAACGUGUUUGGUGACGUUCGGCCUAUCUCGAAAGAUGAAUGGACUCGUGAAGUCACCGAAGCGAGCAAGAACUGCUGGGUCGUCGCGUAUCUAUGGGAAAACAGCGUGGAAGCAUGCAAGUUGAUGGACCAAAUAUUACGCGUGAUUGCCAGUCGUCACCGCGACGUCAAGUUCGUGUCCAUUCAGUCCCAAGUAUGUGUCGAGAACUGGCCCGCUCGCAACUUGCCGACGCUGUUCAUGUACAAAGAUGGCAACUUGGCGACUCAAAUGCUCACGCUGAACAAGCUCAAGGGGCUCAACACCCGCGUGGAAGAUGUCGAAGAGUACUUGGCAGACCAAGGUGUGUUCAAGGCAUAAGCGAUGGGAGCGCCCAAAUGCACACUACCUAAACUAGUUUCUGCGCACUCAAAAUACUUACGUUUUACUGCGACGGCAUGAAAAUGCACACUGAAAUGGAAAGUUUAAAACGACGUUAAACUAUUUAACGUGCAUAUA
Messenger RNA from Aphanomyces invadans, 824 nucleotides. RefSeq lists its product as hypothetical. The transcript has 5 exons. Lineage: Eukaryota; Oomycota; Saprolegniomycetes; Saprolegniales; Verrucalvaceae. Gene Ontology annotation, cellular component: cytoplasm. Gene Ontology annotation, biological process: protein folding. The coding region runs from base 72 to 686 and encodes 204 amino acids. The record is from RefSeq and is a predicted model, not a curated record.